Messenger RNA from Anopheles maculipalpis, 1608 nucleotides. RefSeq lists its product as uncharacterized. The transcript is spliced from 2 exons. Bases 31 to 1575 code for a protein of 514 amino acids. Lineage: Eukaryota; Metazoa; Arthropoda; Insecta; Diptera; Culicidae. The record is from RefSeq and is a predicted model, not a curated record.
GUGUCAUCUUGUCGGUGGUGCAUUCUAGUCAUGGCGUUCCAAAGCUACAGCUCCUCGGAUCAAUUGCUGCACCGCCAGGGCGAACGGAUGUUUGGUGGUGUGGGCCUGGGGAGUACACGACGGUUGUCCCUUUUCUUCGCUACCCUCUGUGUGGUGGAUCUGUUCGGUGUGUUCCCAAUUGUAGCCCUACCAAAGUCGAUCAUUUCCUGCGGCUUGUACGGUAUACCGUUGGUGCUGUUCGUGGUAACGCUGCAAAUCUAUACCGCGGUCGUGCUGGGACGCUGUUGGACGAUUGCCGAAAAGUUGGACCCAUCGAUAGUGGCCAAAAAUCGAUACCCGUAUGCGGCCAUCGCAGAGUUUACGUAUGGCAGACGGAUGAGCAUCUUCGUGACGGUGCUGCUUGAUCUGACUGUGUUUGGUGGUGGGAUACCGAACUUGCUGGUAGCAGCACAAAAUCUUCAGCUGCUUGGGGCGCGUGUUAGUGGUGGCUCGUAUGAGAUAUCGUUCUGCUAUUGGUUGCUAAUUAUAGGGCUGUUUCUGUGUCCUAUCAUGUGGUUGGGUAGUCCGAAAAAUAUGCGCACCCUGGCCAGUGUAUCGGUAGUAGUGUGCAGCAGUGUGGCCAUACUGACGUGGAUUUCUAUCGGGGAGGAUCGAUCGGGAAGUUUCACCCCUUUCAAAGACAUCACUCUCGGUUUGCCACCGUUUGUUCAGCUGCUUAAAGCGUACGGCAUAAUAGCGUUUCAGUUCGACAUUCAUCCAAUGCUGCUGACCAUACAGGUAGACAUGCAACAUAAGCGUCAGAUCGGAAAGGCGGUACUGUUUGGCAUCCUUACCACGUGCACACUGUCGGUGAUCACUACCUUCCUGACUGCCUAUCGUUACGGCAUGGAUGCUACGAACAAUGUGCUGCAGAUUUUACCCCGAAGCUGGUCGCUGUAUAUGACGAUUUUACUGGUAACGUUGCAGCUGUGCCUAUCCAGUGCUGUAGGUAAUUCCGCGUUAUUUCAACACAUCGAAGAUCUGCUUGGCGCUUCACGGGAUUUUACCAUCAAAAGAUGCAUUAUAAGAUCAACGCUUGUAUGGCUCGGAGUUUUAAUAGCAGAAAUCUUACCCCGGUUCGAUCUGGUAAUGGGUAUCAUCGGUGGGACGCUAACCGGACCGUUGAUCUUCAUACUGCCUCCACUUUUCUACCAACGCAUGCUAGAAUUGGAGAAGAUCUACAGUCAGGAGCUGAAACGAUCGUACUCGACCGAUUCGUCACAGAUUUCCGAGGAUCAGUUUGAAGAUUCGGACAUCGAAACAACCUGCAGUUCGCGUCGCAGUUGGUACGGUUCAAUUGGAUCGCAAGGAUCGGUAAUAUCGAUGGCAAAAAUACGGGACAAUGCUAAAAAGUGCAUGGAUUUAUUGGCCACUCGUUGCAAGCAGAUAUGUCACUUCAUGUACAGCGACUGCAUUCUGGCGGGAUCGGUAAUAGUGUUCGGAAUAGCAGCCACAUUAGCAUCCACGUACUACAACAUGUUCGACAUGCGCGAAACGCAGCUAUGGUUCUCAUGCCUCAGUGGGUGGCGCCGAUGAACAGGUACUGCAAUGUACAUUUUGCAUAUCAAU